AUGCAUGAAAAAACACAUGUGGGUUGUCUUGACAGACCCAGAAUGCCGAUAGAUCUGUUUUAAAAUACCCACUUGUAGUCUUUACUUAGUUGUUUUAGACGCACAUGUUAUAAUUAACAGUAAAACUGAUAAAGACAUUGACUUGCAAGAUGGAAUAUUUGCCGGACUCUAACGCCAGAUAUAAAGAUGUGGACUACUGGAAUGAACGGUACCGGACAGAGGAGAGCUUCGAGUGGUUCGGGGACUUUACUAAAUUUGAACAUCUGCUCAAACAGCACGUGGGAACGGAAGAAAACAUACUGAUGCUAGGUUGUGGUAACAGUGCUUUGAGCUAUGAUAUGUACCAGGCUGGCUACUCCUCCAUUACUAAUGUGGAUUACUCCAGCGUUUGUGUGGAGAGCAUGGCGGAGAGACACAAGGACUGCGCUCAGCUCAGCUGGCUGUGUAUGGACGCCCGGCGACUGGCCUUCUCUGAUGGUGUGUUUGAUGUGGUUUUGGAGAAGGGAACUCUGGAUGCCAUGCUGGUGGAGGAGACCGACCCAUGGAAGAUCUCGGAGAACGCGGCUCGACUGCUGCAUCAAGUUCUCCUGGAGGUCAGUCGUGUUUUGAAACCCGGUGGCCGUUUCAUCUCCGUCACGUUUGCACAGCCACAUUUUCGUAAGAGACUCUAUGCUCGAGCGGAGUACGACUGGUCUAUCAAGCACUAUCACUAUGGCAGCAGCUUCCACUACUUCCUGUAUGUUCUCACCAAAGGGGAGGGGCUUAGCCCGGAGGACGCUGCGUUGGAGAGGAGACUGCUCGAGGAAGCUGAGGCUCCGCCCACCGAUGUACGAUUUCAAGAAGCGGAUUCUGAGGACUUCCUGAAUAACAUUGGAUUAUAGGGAUUUUCAAUCAAAAGACUGCUGACAGACUUUUUUAAUACAUUUAAAUGAACAGUUCACCUAAAAAAUACUUUUUUUAUCCUUCUCCCUCAUGUUGUUCCAAAUUCAUUCGAUUUUAUUUCUUCCCUGGAAAAAAAAGUUGUUGUUGUUGUAGUUUUUGGAGUUUGACAUGCCCCAUCUCCAUUCAUUUUCAUUUACAUUUGUGUUCCAGGGAAGAAAGUAAAACAUUUAGGUUUGAAACAACAUAAGGGUGAGUAAAUCAUGACAGAAAUGUAAUGUUAGGGUGACCUAUCAAUUUAUCAGUUUUCUUGACUAAAAGAGGAUUACUCAGUUUUUUUUUUACUAGCGCUAAAAUAAAACAAAACACAGUACGGUCUCCUCAGGGAUCCUAUAAACUUUUGAAAUGACAUCUUUGACUUUUCAGCCACUCUGAAACGGCUUAGAAUUGGUUCAACACUUGGACUUGGAACAGCUAUAUGCUUUUAAACAAUUUCUUUUAAAUAUAACCUUUUUACCAUGCUUUUUUA
Molecule: messenger RNA, 1408 nt
Organism: Labeo rohita (rohu)
Lineage: Eukaryota; Metazoa; Chordata; Actinopteri; Cypriniformes; Cyprinidae
Gene: ece2a
Product: endothelin converting enzyme 2a
Exons: 4
Coding region: 150-881 (243 amino acids)
Molecular function (GO): S-adenosylmethionine-dependent methyltransferase activity
Source: RefSeq, a predicted model, not a curated record